UGGCCGCUUGCGCCCGGGAGAGGCUAUCCGCGCGCGACGGGACCAGCAGCAUGAGCAGCGGUUACAGCAGCCUGGAGGAGGACGCCGAGGACUUCUUCUUCACCGCCAGGACCUCCUUCUUCAGGAGAGCGCCCCAAGGGAAGCCCCGUGCCGGCCUGCAAGAUGUGGAGAAAGAGAAGGAAACCCACAAUUACCUCAGUAAAGAGGAAAUCAAGGAGAAGAUUCAUAAAUACAAUUUAGCAGUCACAGACAAAUUGAAGAUGACCUUGAAUUCAAAUGGGAUUUACACUGGCUUCAUUAAAGUGCAGAUGGAACUCUGCAGACCUCCACAGACUUCUCAGAAUCCUGGAAAGCUCGCUCCCAGUUGCAAUGACUGUAUGAACACACUUCACAUCAGCAGCACAAACACUGUUGGGGAAGUGAUCGAGGCCCUGCUCAAGAAGUUCCUUGUGACUGAUAGCCCUGCCAAGUUUGCACUUUAUAAGCGUUGUCACAGGGAAGAUCAAGUCUAUGCCUGCAAGCUCUCAGACCGGGAACAUCCACUCUACCUGCGUUUGGUAGCAGGACCCAAAACAGACACACUCAGUUUUGUCCUUCGUGAGCAUGGAAUUGGAGAGUGGGAAGCCUUCAGCCUCCCAGAACUACAGAAUUUCUUACGCAUUUUGGACAAGGAAGAAGACGAGCAGCUUCAGAACCUGAAGAAGCGCUACACAGCCUACAGGCACAAGCUUGAAGCAGCUCUCAGUGAGGUGUGGAAACCUGAUUAAAGCAGUGAUGCUCAGCCACUCGGGAACAGUGCGGGCUCAACCCACGUACAAAACAGCAACAAGUGUCUCUUUUCCUCGGGCGGUUUUCUUGCCCUGUGAUGCGAGGGUCUCCCCGCUUUUAUAAUCUCCAGAUUUAGUUCUCACAUAACAUCCUUCACCUUCAGCAGCCUGUGUAAGGGACCCUGCAAGCUUGUUCUGUUACUUUCAGCACUGCAAUGUUACCUCUCGCCAAGCUGUGAAUCUGGAGGGUUCUUCAGGCAGCGGUCUAGAAUGCU
Chrysochloris asiatica (Cape golden mole) is the source of this 1042-nucleotide messenger RNA. It is a transcript of the gene RASSF3, whose product is annotated as Ras association (RalGDS/AF-6) domain family member 3. Gene Ontology annotation, biological process: signal transduction. The transcript is spliced from 5 exons. Gene Ontology annotation, cellular component: cytoplasm. Lineage: Eukaryota; Metazoa; Chordata; Mammalia; Afrosoricida; Chrysochloridae. Bases 51 to 767 code for a protein of 238 amino acids. The record is from RefSeq and is a predicted model, not a curated record.